Parastagonospora nodorum SN15 is the source of this 177-nucleotide messenger RNA. RefSeq lists its product as hypothetical. The coding region runs from base 1 to 177 and encodes 58 amino acids. The transcript has a single exon. The record is from RefSeq and is a predicted model, not a curated record. NCBI's taxonomy places the organism in Eukaryota, Fungi, Ascomycota, Dothideomycetes, Pleosporales, Phaeosphaeriaceae.
AUGCCCGCUGGCACUGGCACGGGGCUGCUGAGAGGCAAGCGAAAAAAAAAUCAACAGCAGGGCAAGUAUCUCUUCGCGCUCCUUCUCGCCGCGAACGUACUGCCACCUAGGGAGCCAGAUCGCUGCAACUACCACGUCGAAGAAGCCAGCAAGCCCACUCUGAGAGCGGCCGAUUAG